AAGCGGUGACCGGAUAUUCACGCGUUCUUUCUCUCCAUGUUGACGCUCGUGCUCCUGGCUCAGAUACCCAUCAGCAGUUGGCUUUGGCAGGACGGUUGAGCAUGAACCCUCCUCACGUGGGGAUGUGCCGCUUUUUCCUGACGCGUCUAAGGUGUUAUUGCGUUCCCUCAGACGAUUCCCCCUCUAGAAUGAAGAUGGCGUGUUUUUGAGCGCUUUGAGGAAAUAAGUGCGUCGUUGCGCGUGAGAGCUUUAAGUUUGAGAAGUGGGGCUGUUCUCAUGCAGGACGAGGUGUGAGAACACGGAUCCCGAACCUGCUUGAGAAAAGAGUCCGGGUUUUGUCAACACAGGAGAGGCUUCUAAAAGUCUGAUCUGCAGGAUGAGACGCGGAGAGGAGGAACAGCACUGGGACAUCACGUUACCGUUUGUGCCGACGGCGUGAUUUACAGUUUUUUUUUUUUUUUUUUGUCCAUCAUGGAGGAGAAGUUCAAUAGACUCAUCUUCAUUCCCAUUGCGGCGGUGCUCUUCUUAAUGAUCGGCUACCAGUAUGUGUGCCCUGCGGACAGCAACACCUGCUACUUCAGCGGAGACGACAAGGGGCUGUUCCAGCGCUACUCAUCCGGGUUGGAGUUAGUUUACGCGGAGCCGGACGCGGACGAGGACCUUCCCUCUAAGAUCACCUCCAAAUUCAACUUCACGGAGCGAGACCUGGACAGACGCAUUGACUUCGACAUCCGAGGAGAGGAUGUGAUGGUGUUUCUGCACAUCCAGAAGACCGGCGGGACGACGUUCGGGCGCCAUCUGGUCAAAAACAUCCAGCUGGAGCAGCCCUGCGACUGCAUGCCCGGCCAGAGGAAAUGCACCUGUCACCGGCCGGGGAAAGCGGAGUCGUGGCUUUUCUCCCGGUUCUCCACGGGCUGGAGCUGUGGGUUACACGCCGACUGGACCGAGCUGACGAGCUGCGUCCCCGUGGUGAUGAACAAGAAGGACAAGAAGAAUGCCCAGAGGAGCAAAAGGAAUUUUUACUACAUCACCAUGCUACGUGACCCUGUGUCACGCUACCUCAGCGAGUGGAAGCACGUGCAGCGCGGCGCCACGUGGAAAACCGCCCUCCACAUGUGUGAUGGCCGCCCUCCCACUCAGGACGAGCUCCCCGCCUGCUACAGCGGUGAAGACUGGACAGGCGUGUCGCUGAUAGACUUCAUGAACUGCCCCUCCAACCUGGCCAACAACCGGCAGGUCCGCAUGCUGGCCGACCUCAGCCUGGUGGGCUGCUACAACAUGUCGUCCAUGAGCGAGCUAGAGCGUGGCCACGUCUUACUGGCCAGCGCCAAGGCCAACCUACGCAACAUGGCGUUCUACGGCCUGACGGAGUUUCAGCGCAAGACGCAGUACCUGUUUGAGAGGACGUUCGGCCUGCGCUUCAUCCGGGCCUUUACGCAGAUCAACAGCACGCGCGCCGCCAGCGUGGGCAUCAGCGAGAAGGUGCGGUGGCGCAUUGAGGGGCUGAACGCUCUUGACGUGGAGCUGUAUGAGUACGCCAAGGAGCUGUUUCUGCGGCGCUAUCAGUACAACCGACAGCAGCAGCACCAGGAGGAGAGGAUGAGGAGGCGGCGGGAGCGGCAGCAAAGGCAGCGGAUGCACAGGACCUAUCUGGCUGAGCUGUGGAGACUAGGAGGAGGGGGGAAGGAAGAGGAGGAGGAGGAGGAGGAGGAGGGGGGGAAGGGGAUGGAGGAGGUAGCCACCACAGAGGAUUACAGCAGCCAGGUGGUGCGGUGGUGAGAACACAGUAACAGGAACUAAAAUGCACCAAUGCGCUGACUGAUCUCGGUUGGAUUCAUUGUGCUUUACUCUUUUCCCUCCGUCUCCACCCGUCUUGCUCCUGCUGUGAUUCUGCCAAAACCUGCUGCCCUCAUAGCCUCAUAGCGCUUUGUUGGAUUGCCGAAUGGUGUCUUAAUAUUUAUGAUGGAUGUAUUUGUCAUGGCAACACACACAUUUUGUAUUUUUUUUUUUUCUUAUGGCUAUUUUGGCACUGCAGUUGUGAGAUGUAUUUAUUUAAUCAUUUGCAAAUGCUUUGAAUGUUCUCAAAGCCGUGACAAUGUUCCUUAAAUUUCAAUUAAAAUGAAUAGAACUGAAAAAAUGGAGGACAAUGGUGGCCAAUUUUAGUAUAUUUUCAAUAUGACCUGAAGGAUCUGUUUAAUGUUUGUGAUAUAGCGCCGUGUCGAUCAGUGAAAUAUUGUAGUUAUUCUGUGGUGUUCGGCUUCAUAAGAAUAUCAAAGCACAAACUUGGCAAUAGUCUGCAGUGUGUUUUCUGACUGAUUAAGCUGCAAUAUACUGAAACAACCAAGGCAAUGUCUUGCAGGAAAUGUGUUCAAUAAAAAUAAGCAGCAUCCAGUGAUGUAAAUUUGUCCCUGAUGGACUCCCUGGUGCGGAUGUCUACAUGCAUGUGUUUUGCUUUUUCACAGCAUGUUCUCACUAUAAAAGUCUAAAAUCUUCA
This is a messenger RNA of Sphaeramia orbicularis (orbiculate cardinalfish), 2494 nucleotides long. RefSeq names its product heparan-sulfate 6-O-sulfotransferase 3-B-like. The record is from RefSeq and is a predicted model, not a curated record. The transcript has 2 exons. The coding region runs from base 472 to 1779 and encodes 435 amino acids. NCBI's taxonomy places the organism in Eukaryota, Metazoa, Chordata, Actinopteri, Kurtiformes, Apogonidae. Gene Ontology annotation, cellular component: membrane. Gene Ontology annotation, molecular function: heparan sulfate 6-sulfotransferase activity.